UCCUGCUGCUGCUGCUGCUGCUCCUACUGCUCCUGCUGCUGCUGCUCCUGCCCGAUCAUUCCCCGUGGAGCCCUCUCGUCCUCCAGCCAUGUCGAGCCGCACGCUGCCCCUGCUCUUCAUCAACCUGGGCGGCGAGAUGCUCUACAUCCUGGACCAGAGGCUCCGGGCGCAGACCAUCCCCGUGGACAAAGCGCGCAAGGUCAUGAACGACAUCAUCAGCACCAUGUUCACGAAGCGCUUCAUGGAGGAGCUCCUCAAGCCCCAGCAGCUGUACUCAAAGAAAGCCCUACGCACCGUGUUUGACCGUCUCGCCCACGCCUCCAUCAUGAGGCUCAAUGCGGCGAGCAUGGACAAGCUCUACGACCUGAUGACGAUGGCGCUGAAGUACCAGGUGUUCUCGUGCGUGCACCCCCGCGACCUCCUCAUGGUCACGCUCAACCACGUGGACGCCGUGCGGGCCUUUGUGCGCGACUCCCCCGCCAUCCUCGCCAGCGUCGACGACACCUUCCGCCACCUCGUCGAGAUCUACAGUUGUCUAUCUGCCGGUGAGUUUCAGCUGAUCAGACAGACACUGCUCAGCUUCUUCCAGGACAUGCACAUCCGCGUGUCCAUUUUCCUGAAGGACAAAGUGCAGAGUUCUAACGGGCGCUUCGUCCUGCCAGUGUCAGGCCCGGUCCCUCUCGGAACGGAGAACCCCGGGACCAUCAGGUUGUUCGCCCCCAGCGGGGAGGUGCUGCGCUGCCUGGGGUUUCCGGCAGGCGGCGCCUACUCGCCCGCGCUGCGAGACGGCUCGUGCGAGAUCUACGGGGAGCGCGUCAUCACGCUGGGCACCAACAUGUACAGCACAACACGGAGUGUGGACACCGAUCUGGCCGGAGCCACCAAGGCGUGCUCCCCGCACGCCCAGGAGAGCUCCCUACCCAACCUCUUGGCCAAGGAGGAGCUGAAUCUUCUUGCUCAUCUCAUGGGUGGGAGCCUUGGGCCGCAGGCCUCCGGGAGUGAAUUUAAACUGCUGCUCUUCAACAGCGAGCGAGAGGAAGAAGAGGCGCUGACCCUCCGAUCGCACGACUCCCAUCACCGCGUCAUCAACAUCAACGCCGCCAAGUCGCAGCCCAAUCAAGAGCUGCAGAGGAUCAUGGGAGGCUUCUCCGACGAGGGGCACCCGGGGGAGGCCACGGGGGGGGAGGGCGCCAAGGGGGACGGCAGCCAAGAGCCCAGCAGCAAAGGCGAGGAGCUGCUGGCCAUGAUGGACGCGUUGUGAUCGCGUCUGUACGUGCGCUGUGCGUGUGGGGAGAGGGUAUUGGUGGCGGUUGGCGCGCUGCUCUGCGAACCCAGCGACCCGAGUUCUAUUCCCGCUCACGGCCAACACCAGUGACGGGGAUCUGAACCG
Molecule: messenger RNA, 1390 nt
Organism: Petromyzon marinus (sea lamprey)
Lineage: Eukaryota; Metazoa; Chordata; Hyperoartia; Petromyzontiformes; Petromyzontidae
Product: protein OSCP1
Biological process (GO): transport
Cellular component (GO): cytoplasm; plasma membrane
Source: RefSeq, a predicted model, not a curated record